AUGUCGGCGCCAGCUCCGGCCGGGCCCCCUCCGCCGUCGCCGCCCCCCGGCCAACUCCACCGCCCCUGCUCCUGCUGCGCCUCCGCCGUCCUCGCCCCCUGCGCCUCCUCCGCCGGUGGCCGCCCCGCCUGCUCAGCCGCCCGCCUCGCCCCCGCCCCCCCCCCGCCCCGCCGCCGGCGCGCCGCCCGCUCCCCUGCUUCUCCGCCGCCUCCCCCGCCGGCUUCUCCUACAGAGGCCCCCCCGCCUCCCGCGACCGGCGGCUCUCCGCCUUCUCCUCCUCCUCCUCCGAGCAAAGCGGGCGGGUCGCCGCCCCCGCCCAGUACACCUGCAGCCUCUUCUCGACCGCCGCCGCCGCCGCCGCCCUCGUCGCCGAGCUCCUCGUCGACUGGUCUGGUGGUGGGGAUUGCCAUUGGCGGGGUGGUAGUGCUGGCGGUGUUGGUUGUGGUGGUCUUGUUUUGUAGUAAGAAGAGGAGGAGGAGAGACCCUCGUGCCGUUCCUUUCCCGCCAGAGCCUAAAGAUGACCCUCUUGGCGGUCCGCCACAACAUUGGCAACAGAAUGCACUGCCACCCACUACUCCACCUGCAUUUGACUCACGUCCACUGCAUUCGCCCGUAGGCAGCACAGUGCCACCGCCAUUCACGAGCAGCAGUGGAGGCUCAGGCUCCAAUUCAGGCCCUGAAAAUCCAUAUCCUUCUCCAUUGCCAGGCAUCGAAUUAAAUUUCUCCAAGAGCAAAUUCACGUAUGAGGAGUUAAGGAUGGCCACAAAUGGAUUCUCAGAUGCAAACCUUCUCGGACAGGGUGGUUUUGGUUACGUGCACAAGGGGGUCCUUCCAAAUGGGAAGGAAGUCGCAGUGAAGCAGCUUAAAGCUGGGGGCGGCCAAGGAGAGCGUGAGUUCCAGGCCGAGAUGGAAAUAAUCAGCCGAGUACAUCACAGGCACUUGGUCUCCUUGGUAGGGUACUGCAUAACGGGGUCUGAGAGACUGCUCGUUUACGAGUUUCUCCCGAACAACAGCUUGCACUUCCACUUGCAUGGAAAAGAUAGACCAACCAUGGAUUGGGCGACAAGACUGCGAAUCGCUUUAGGAUCUGCCAGGGGACUUGCCUAUCUUCACGAGGACUGUCAUCCUAGGAUCAUUCAUCGUGAUAUCAAGGCAGCUAACAUCUUGCUGGAUUUCAAAUUUGAGGCUAAGGUUGCUGAUUUUGGACUUGCGAAGUUCUCUUCAGAUGUCCACACUCACAUUUCUACAAGAGUGAUGGGAACAUUUGGCUACCUUGCUCCAGAAUAUGCAUCGAGUGGGAAACUCACAGAUAAAUCAGAUGUCUUCUCCUUUGGAGUAAUGCUUUUGGAGUUGAUCACAGGACGCAAACCAGUGGACACAACUACCAACUUGCACGAGAGCUUGGUUGACUGGGUGAGGCCCCUGUUGGCACGAGCUCUGGACGAUGAAAACUUCAACUCUUUGGUAGAUCCGAGGCUGCAAAAUAACUACAAUCACGAUGAGAUGGUUCGUAUGGUUUCUUGUGCAGCUGCUUGCAUACGUCAUUCAGCACGCCGUCGACCAAGAAUGAGCCAGAUUGUCCGUUCUUUAGAAGGCGAGAUGUCCUUAUCAGAUAUUGAUGAGGGGGUCAGGCCUGGGCACAGCACCGUGCAUGCAAAUUCGGAAGAAUUGAGAAAGAUCAGAAAAAUGGCAUUCGGGAACCAAGAUUACUCGAGCAGUGAAUAUGGUGAAUCAACAGGCGAAUCCGGCACUUACCGAUCUGGCUCGAGUGGGGAUGCCCACUCCUCCAGAGAGAUGGAGACUCGGAGGAUGAUGCGAAAUACCCAAGGUUUCAAAGGAGGCUCUUGACUAUAAUUUACACUCUGCCAUAAGCUUUGCACACUUCAUCUCUUGGGGGCGCUGACUCAUGCUGGAUCGCGAGCAAGAGGCAUGUGACGAAGCUGGCAAAGACGCCUCUCUUCCACAGGCUAACAUGAUUCUUUUCUCCUUGUGCUUCCGAAUUGUCAUUUUGGUUUUUCGACUUGUAACUGAGGGUAACCGUACAGAAAAGUGACAGCCGGAGCUCAGCCGAUUCUUUAAGCAGUUUUCUGCACUAAUUGUUUUGUAAAAUAUGUCCAACCUCUAUACACAAAGUUCUCAGUUCUGGUUGACUUGCAUGUGAACUGACAGUUUGACUAGCUUUUUUAGUAGAGAGAGAGAGAGAGAGAGAGAGAAGCAUUAAUCAGCAGAUUCAGGCGACUUCCAUUGUUAGACUCUGCAAUUUACAGAUAUAGUGAAGACCUUUAGGGAC
Eucalyptus grandis is the source of this 2290-nucleotide messenger RNA. Its product is annotated as proline-rich receptor-like protein kinase PERK1. Bases 1 to 1848 code for a protein of 615 amino acids. The record is from RefSeq and is a predicted model, not a curated record. Gene Ontology annotation, molecular function: ATP binding; protein kinase activity. Gene Ontology annotation, biological process: protein phosphorylation. Lineage: Eukaryota; Viridiplantae; Streptophyta; Magnoliopsida; Myrtales; Myrtaceae. The transcript is spliced from 9 exons.